Messenger RNA from Fusarium vanettenii 77-13-4, 1215 nucleotides. RefSeq lists its product as uncharacterized. Gene Ontology annotation, molecular function: transmembrane transporter activity. The record is from RefSeq and is a predicted model, not a curated record. The transcript has 6 exons. The annotation marks the transcript as partial. Lineage: Eukaryota; Fungi; Ascomycota; Sordariomycetes; Hypocreales; Nectriaceae. Gene Ontology annotation, biological process: transmembrane transport. Gene Ontology annotation, cellular component: membrane.
CAGAGAUGGAACGGCUCCAGAGAAAACACCCUCCGAACUCUAUCCUGCUACUUCGCCUUUACCAUCUACGGCAUGAACGACGGAACCCCAGGCGCAAUGGUCCCCCAUCUAGAAAGCUACUACUCCCUCCCCUACUCCAUCGUAUCCCUCAUCUUCCUCGGUCCCAUGCUAGGCUGCAUCACGGCAGCAUUCACCUCAAACAGACUCCACCAAAAAUUUGGCCGUCGUGGAGUAGCUGCUUUCGCCACGGGUUCAUACGCAAUCUCGUAUGUGGGCAUGUGUGUGCAUCCGCCGUUUGGCCUCGUGGUGCCGCUGCUUGUCCUCACGGGGUUUGGGAGCGGGCUUAUGAAUGGAACGUGGAAUAGUUGGGUUGGUGGGUUAGCUAAUGGGGGUACUUUGUUGGCGUUUCUUCAUGGGUGUUGGGGGGUUGGGGCUACGAUUGCUCCGAUUACUGUGAAUGCCUUUGUCUCGAGGGGGUGGGAUUGGUGGGCAUACUACUGUAAGCUGCUCACUUCUUACGGAUACAGCAUACUGACCAACUAUCUAACCAUCUCGAAGCUCGGUCUAGCUAUUGCCGCCGCCGCAACGACAGUGUGGUCUUUCUGGGCUGAUUGCGGAACGAGUCACAUUGCCUCAUCAGGCCAAGCUCAUAGCUUCACAUUCUCGGUAUUCAGAGACAAGGUAACCCUCCUCUUCUCCGGCUUCAUGCUACUCUACGUAGGCGCCGAAGUUACAAUCGGUGGCUGGUUGGUAACCUUUAUGCUCAACGUCCGCAACGGCACGCCCUCUGCCUCGUCCCUCGUCGCUUCCGGCUUCUGGAUCGGUAUCACUGUUGGGCGGUUCGCUCUGGGAUGGAUCACGAGCUACUUUGGGGAAAAGACUAUGGUGUCGGCGUAUCUCGUCGUUGCGAUUGGACUUGAGCUGGCGUUUUGGCUUGGAAAGGAGUUUGUGGUGAGCGCUAUUAUGGCGGCGUUGGUGGGAUUAUCUAUCGGUAUGGUGAUGCCUGCGAGCAUCAGGAUGAUGACCAAGAUUCUCCCGGUUGAGAAGCAUAUUGUCUCGGUUGGCUUUGGCACAGCCUUUGCCGUCUCAGGAGCAAGCAUAUUCCCAUUCGCUGUGGGAGCACUCGCCCAAGCUGGUGGCGUCCAAGUCCUCCAGCCCGUCAUCCUAGCACUAUUCGCAGUCCAGCUUCUACUCUGGCUUUUUGUUACAAGAAUG